Micropterus dolomieu (smallmouth bass) is the source of this 3215-nucleotide messenger RNA. It is a transcript of the gene pla1a, whose product is annotated as phospholipase A1 member A. NCBI's taxonomy places the organism in Eukaryota, Metazoa, Chordata, Actinopteri, Centrarchiformes, Centrarchidae. The transcript is spliced from 11 exons. Gene Ontology annotation, molecular function: lipase activity; carboxylic ester hydrolase activity. The record is from RefSeq and is a predicted model, not a curated record. Gene Ontology annotation, biological process: lipid metabolic process. Bases 432 to 1826 code for a protein of 464 amino acids.
UGAACACCAAUGAGGUCAUGGAUUCCAGGCAAAGAGCUUCAACCACUUGUCCCCAGUCUGGGAAGGAAAAAAAUAUCACCCCCUGAUAAGUGUGAUGCCUAAGUGAAAGGACAGGAGAAGGUUUGUUGUGGAUUUGUUCAGGCUUAAGGUGGAGCUUUACACAAAAAGAAACUGCAAGCAAACCCUGCUAGGAUCAUUACAAAAUUUUGUUUGGGGUUUUUCUUAUGGUUUCCUGCCUUGCUUCAUUGCCUACCAGUUAAAGACUGAGUCAUUCCAGAGUUACAGAACUGCACAGAGCUCGGAUUUUCUCAAGCCAAAAGCUGAUCUCCAUCCACCAAUCUGGAGCUAAACAGAGCAGCUGAGUACUAUUAAGCCCUAACUAAAGCUCCCAGGCAGCUACUCUCCCCAUUCACCUCUCGGCUACUACAGAAAUGCCUCGGGAAUACAAAACAAUCCUCCUCUGUGUUUUGACUAUCUACAUCACAUCAUUGGUGUUGGGUGUAGAAGAAACGCAGGAAUAUGAUGAGUGUGCGGACCUCAAUAACACCACCUGGCUGGAGUACCGGCAGCAGAGAGUCAAGCUACAGGUUCAGUAUCUGCUGCUGACGAGGAGAAACGUGGACUGUGCACAAAUGUUCAACCAGGAGUCCCUCACUAUAACACAGUCCUCCUACUUCAACAUCUCCCGCCCAACCAAGGUCAUCAUCCACGGGUACAGGGCUCUGGGCAACAAGCCGUCCUGGGUGAAGGAGCUGGCCCGGGCUCUGCUCAGGGCGCAGGAUGUGAACGUGCUGGUGGUGGACUGGGUCUACGGCGCCUCCUUUGCCUACAAUCUGGUGGUGGAGAAUUACAAGGAGGUGGCUGUGCAGAUCUCUGUCCUCAUCAACCAGCUGCAGAAACAUGGAUGCAAACUAGAGUCCUUCCACUUCAUCGGGGUCAGUCUUGGGGCGCACGUCGCUGGUUUUGUGGGGACUCUGUUUGAGGGGAAGAUAGGAAGAAUCACAGCCCUCGACCCUGCUGGACCCAUGUUUAAAGGAGCUGACACCUUUGACCGGCUGGACCCCUCUGACGCUCAGUUUGUUGACGCCAUCCACACAGACGCUGACUAUUUUGGCAUUUCCAUCCCUGUCGGUCAUGUGGACUUCUAUCUGAACGGAGGAAAGGAUCAGACUGGAUGUGCCCGCUCCAGGUUUGCUUCAAUUCUGGUCUACUUUCCAGUGUAUGGCUAUGUGAUAUGUGACCACAUGAGGGCGCUGCACGUCUACAUGAGCGCGCUGAAUGGCUCGUGCCCAUUAAUAGGGAUCCCAUGCUUCAGCUAUGAGGACUUCCUGAAUGGACACUGUGUGAACUGUGACGUCUUCAAGGGGAGGUGUCCAACUAUAGGUUUAUCAGAAAAAAAUGGGAUAACCAUAUCUCCAAUUCCCAAAGAGCAGAAGCUAUUCCUCCUCACCACGUCUUCACCACCUUUUUGCUCUCAUCACAUCCUGCUGGAGCUGGAGGUUUCUCCCCUGGAUAAGAGUGCUGAGGUGCAGGUGAAACUGAGGACUGCGAACCUGGGGAAAGAGCAGAGGCUCAGGCUUCAGACAGAUAAAACAGUGUACAGGACAAUGUUGGGUCACGCUGCUGCUCUGUGUGAGAUCGACUCCAUCGAGGUGAAGAACACCGGAGCUCGCUUCUACAGACAGGGAGACAUCCACAUCAAGUCUGUCUGUCUCUCCGAAGUCCCCUCUCUCAGGCGAGAGGAGCCACUGUGUGUGAACAACAUCCAUAUUAGCCGAGGAGCUCCGUGGUCACAUGAUUUUGUGCAGGUGUGUGAUCUCUUCUAAAGAAAGAGAUCUACUACUCAUCAUCAUCUACAGUGAAGUCAACCACCAACAUGUACCAACAUGAACCCGUUUCACACUUUCACUAACUUGUUUAAAGGUGCAAUGUGUAAGAUUUGGCCAGAACUUUUCCUAAAACAUUAAAAAUGAACUAACAUGAAGAAGUAACCACUCUGAUGUGACGUCAAAGAUGUCUAUUUAUUAUGUAGCAGAGAUAUCUACUGAAGUUAGCAUGCUAACCUGCUAGCCCCGGCCUGUCCUGUGUUGUAAUACCACUUUAGACAUUAGUGAGUCACUCUAGCGUCCAGUCUGUGCCCUCAGUCCAACAUGAAUGGACAAAGUAGAGCUGCCACAAGGCCAAGGCCUUUUGGUUCAUGUCACAGAAACACAAAAAUGGCUGAAUGACUUUUAUCACCACCCCAACCAUCCGCUCCUGGCAAAGGACAGAAGCGAUGUUAAAAGAUGCAAAACAAGAGUUUGGUGGAAGUUUGCAUAUUAUUGCCCUACUGUUAGAUAGUAGUUGGCUUUUUUUUAAAUAACUGGGAUUGUAUCGAGCCAGUAGUAGACCGACUGAAGAAAUGUAGAUUGGUUCACCAUAUUACAAGCACUUGGCAUCACUGUUAUCAGAUGAGGCAAGAUUGUAAGUAUGGAAAGUUUGCUGUAUAUAUUUGAGGACAUUACAAGCUUUAUUACGCGUGUCUAACUGUACACAAUCUACUAACUGACAAAAUGCAGUCUGGUCGUAAUUCAUCAUUUAGCUUGUGUAAUCAACUGAUCCAGCAUAAUGAUUCACAACGCAUUCAUACAAUUGCUGCAUAACCGUUAAGUUUCCUUCCCUUUAAGGUGAGUCCCAGACAUUUACUCAUUUAGCUGACGCUUUUAUCCAAAGCGACUUACAUUUGCUUUAAAUGUCAGAGGUCGCAUGCCUCUGAAGGAGCUAGGGGUUAAGUGUCUUACUCAGGGACACAUUGGUGGAUGUGUCACUGUGGGGAAUUGAAUCCAGGUCUUUCACACCAAAGGCAUGUGUCUUUUCCACUGCCCCAUUACCACCCCCAACUUUCUAAAUAAAUGAGUCCUUUGACUCUGUUAAAACCCUCUCUCUUUUUCUUUUUGUUCCUAGUUCCCAGACUCAAAUUCAUUGUCCAACAGUGAUUUCUAGCUGUAUCUCACCCACAGUUACUGUGGCGAGAAUUGUUUUCCGUAGGCCCCCCUUGAAAAACUUACCAGAAAGAUAGUGUUACCCAACAGCAUAGCGGUGAUCAAGCCCCAGACUCUCAGCCGUGCACGGUCUUUACCUUCAGCCCUGAGCAUCCAAGUCCUCUCACACGAGUGCUCCGCCGUCAACGCCAAAAUGUUGUGAAAAUUUUGUUGGAAUAAACACUUCCAGGCAAA